This is a messenger RNA of Malaya genurostris, 17166 nucleotides long. RefSeq names its product ryanodine receptor (gene RyR). NCBI's taxonomy places the organism in Eukaryota, Metazoa, Arthropoda, Insecta, Diptera, Culicidae. The transcript is spliced from 31 exons. Gene Ontology annotation, biological process: calcium ion transmembrane transport; intracellular calcium ion homeostasis. The coding region runs from base 1205 to 16582 and encodes 5125 amino acids. The record is from RefSeq and is a predicted model, not a curated record. Gene Ontology annotation, cellular component: calcium channel complex; sarcoplasmic reticulum membrane; smooth endoplasmic reticulum. Gene Ontology annotation, molecular function: ryanodine-sensitive calcium-release channel activity; protein binding.
AAAUGGUGUUAUACAGCUUCAAAUCGUCACAGCAUCAGCAGCUUGUGCAAAUUCAUAGUUUCCAUGUUGGGUAUUUUAGUGGAAGUGCGAGUAAACAGCUGAAUCCGUAAUAGAAUACCAUAAAGAGAAGAAAAUAGUCAGAGUAGAAAAUUUUCGUCGAUGAAAAAGUUCAUUUAACAGUAAACGUGCGAUCGAAUCCUUGUCGAUCGGAGCGCAAAGGAAAAGAGCGACGCGCGCACCUGACGAUAGCUGCGUACGAAUGCGUGAUACUCAAGUAUGAGUGUGAUUCGAGCUUACGCUGAUUGAGUGAAAAAUUGAGUUUCUAGAAUGAGUUAUGUGCAUCAAUGAAAUAAGAUCAGAUAUAUGUGCAAUAAUAAAACACAUUACUGUACGAUGAUUAUACAAUUAGCCAUUUGCCAGAAAAAUCUUUUCGGACGACAUUCACAGCUGCUAUGAAGCGGUACAAAGGAAAAUCGCUAUCUGGGGUACGGCGGAACGCAGGCAAAGAAACACUGAAGAAACAAGGAAGAAACAAUGAAGAACAGGAAAAUUUAAGCUGAGGGAGCUGAGCUGUUGAAAGAAAUUGUUCUUAUGUCUUUAAAAAUACACACAGCGGUGGCGAGUGAUGACUCUGACAAAUCUUAUAAUGUGAAUUACGAAAUUUGAGCAUUCAACUGCAACUCCUCGCGUUUUUUAUGUUAGGUAUAGUGGCUGAAUCGAAUUUGAGAAGACAAUGUGCAAUUUCCAGUAAUUAUCGUUGGAAAAAGAUUAGACCUACCACGCAAAACCAACGAACAAUUUAAGUUCCUUAACAGCAUUUUCUCCUCACCGUUUUCUUUUCAUUUAGGAACCAGCGACAGCCAGCGUAUAGAAUAAUCAAGCGAUAAUUCACCGUAACCGGAAGGAAAUUACCUGAAGUGUUUUUGUUAGAAGUGUCAGAUUGUGCUCGAAUUUAUCGAUUCCGAUCAGCGAUUAAAAACAAAGCAAUGGGUCGGAUGUAACCGGUGUCACCUAGUUGCAAAAGUGAACUGAAUAUCAUUAUCUUUCAACCAAAAAAAUUGCAAUUGGAAACACAUGAAGUGACAGAAGACUUUGCUUGUGUGUUAGUUUCUGUUCUAUGAUUUUGGUUGAAAGUAUAUUUUGAAAUAAGUAAAGUACUUCUUAACAGUCACCAACAUCACAGGAAGACCAGUGAACUGUAAUCAUGGCGGAAGCGGAGGGAGGAUCGGAGCAGGAUGAUGUUUCAUUCUUGCGUACGGAAGACAUGGUAUGUCUGUCCUGUACGGCAACAGGCGAACGUGUCUGUCUGGCGGCUGAAGGCUUCGGCAACCGGCACUGCUUUCUUGAGAACAUCGCCGACAAAAACAUCCCACCGGACCUGUCGCAGUGUGUGUUUGUGAUCGAGCAGGCGCUCUCGGUUCGUGCUCUGCAGGAACUGGUGACGGCCGCCGGUUCCGAAACCGGCAAUGACUCGGUAGGCAAAGGAACUGGAUCCGGACAUCGUACGCUACUGUACGGCAAUGCCAUUCUGCUACGUCAUAACAACAGCGACAUGUAUCUAGCCUGCCUGUCGACGUCUUCUUCCAACGACAAACUGUCAUUCGAUGUAGGUCUACAAGAGCACAGCCAAGGCGAAGCGUGUUGGUGGACAGUACAUCCGGCAAGCAAACAGCGGUCGGAGGGUGAGAAGGUUCGCGUGGGUGAUGAUCUGAUUCUGGUUUCGGUUGCAACUGAGCGUUAUCUGCAUACGACCAAGGAGAAUGACCAAUCGAUCGUCAACGCUAGCUUUCACGUCACACAUUGGAGUGUUCAGCCGUACGGUACCGGAAUCUCCCGCAUGAAGUAUGUAGGGUUCGUGUUCGGUGGAGAUGUGCUCCGUUUCUUCCACGGCGGCGAUGAAUGUCUAACGAUACCGAGUACAUGGGGAGAAGAUCCCGGUCAAAAUAUUGUUACCUAUGAAGGGGGUUCAGUUAUGUCACAGGCCCGAUCUUUGUGGCGACUUGAAUUGGCUCGGACGAAAUGGGCUGGUGGCUUCAUAAACUGGUCCCAUCCGAUGAGAAUUCGACAUUUGACCACAGGCCGGUACCUAGGAGUCAACGAUAACAACGAAUUGAUUCUGGUUCAACGUGAUCAAGCUACAACGUCACAAACUGCAUUCGUUCUCCGCUCUGAAAAAGACGAUCAAAAGGUGGUACUCGAGGACAAGGAUCUGGAGAUAAUCGGUGCUCCAAUUAUCAAGUAUGGUGAUUCCACGGUAAUAAUGCAACACUAUGAGACUAGUUUAUGGGUCAGCUACAAAAGCUAUGAAACGAAAAAGAAAGGCGUCGGAAAAGUUGAAGAGAAACAAGCCAUCUUACACGAGGAAGGAAAGAUGGACGAUGGAUUGGACUUCUCUCGUUCUCAAGAAGAAGAAUCUAGAACUGCUCGAGUUAUUCGCAAAUGUAGUUACCUGUUCACUAUUUUUAUUCGUGGAUUAGAAACUCUCCAAGAGAACCGUCGGCAUUCGAUAUUUCUAGCAUCAGUCAAUCUUGGUGAAAUGGUCAUGUGUUUGGAAGAUUUGAUCAACUACUUUGCCCAACCAGAAGAUGAUAUGGAGCAUGAAGAGCGUCAAAACAAACUAAGAGCUUUGCGCAACCGACAAGAUCUGUUCCAAGAGGAAGGUGUACUGAACUUGAUUCUGGAAGCCAUCGAUAAAAUCAACAUAAUUUCCUCGCAAGGCUUCCUGGCCUCUUUCCUAGCAAGUGACGAAUCUGGUCAAAGUUGGGAUAUGAUAUCCGGAUAUCUCUACCAAUUGCUAGCAGCCAUUAUCAAAGGAAAUCACACUAACUGCGCGCAGUUUGCCAACACAAAUCGACUUAAUUGGCUGUUCUCUCGAUUAGGUUCACAAGCCUCCAGUGAAGGUUCCGGAAUGCUGGAUGUGUUGCACUGCGUUCUGAUUGAUUCGCCAGAAGCAUUGAACAUGAUGAGAGAUGAACAUAUUAAAGUAAUCAUAUCGCUGCUAGAGAAGCACGGUCGAGAUCCAAAGGUUUUAGAUGUUCUUUGCUCAUUGUGUGUCGGUAAUGGAGUUGCUGUGCGUUCAUCACAGAAUAAUAUUUGUGACUUUUUAUUACCGGGAAAGAAUUUACUUUUGCAGACCAGCCUAGUCGAUCAUGUAGCCAGCAUUCGUCCGAAUAUCUUUGUGGGUCGCGUUGAAGGGUCAGCCGUCUACCAGAAAUGGUACUUUGAAGUUACAAUGGACCACAUUGAACAAACCACGCACAUGACACCGCAUUUGAGAAUCGGAUGGGCUAAUAUGGGUGGUUAUGUGCCAUACCCGGGUGGUGGUGAAAAAUGGGGAGGAAAUGGUGUUGGCGAUGAUCUCUUUUCGUAUGGUUUCGAUGGAGUGUUCUUCUGGUCUGCAGGACGCAGAACUCGUGUGGUACACGGAACUGUUGUAGAGCCAUUUAUCAAAAAGGGAGACGUCAUUGGUUGUACACUUGAUCUAAGUGUUCCAAUUAUUCGUUUCACGUUCAACGGAGAACCGGUGCACGGAUGCUUUACGGAUUUCAAUCUGAACGGAAUGUUCUUCCCGGUAAUGAGCUGUUCUUCUAAGUUAAGUUGCCGUUUUCUAUUCGGUGGUGAUCAUGGUCGACUGAAAUACGCACCGCCGAUGGGAUUUUCUCCGCUAGUUCAGUGCCUUAUGCCACACCAAAAUCUUAGUUUGGAUCCCUGUUUCUAUUUUGGUAAUUUAAAUAAGAACGUGCUAGCUGGUCCAUGGAUGGUGGAAGACGACACCGCUUUUGUUCCCAAGCCAGUGGACACUAGUACUGUGACUCUACCAGCAUCCGUCGAAACUAUCAAAGAUAAACUUGCCGAGAAUAUUCAUGAGAUGUGGGCACUCAACAAGAUUGAAGCCGGUUGGACCUGGGGUGAGCAUCGUGAUGAUAUGUAUCGAGUUCACCCAUGUCUGACGUCGUUUGAGAAACUACCGGCUCCGGAAAAGCGAUACGACAGUCAACUUGCUGUUCAAACGCUGAAAACUAUUCUGGCUUUGGGGUAUUACAUAUCUAUGGACAAACCACCGGCGCGUAUUCGUCCAAUUCGAUUGCCAAACGAUCCGUAUAUGCAAGGAAACGGAUAUAAACCAGCACCACUAGAUCUAAGUGCUGCCGUUUUGAAUGUAAAAAUGGAGGAGCUAGUAGAUCUUCUCGCUGAAAACACGCACAACCUAUGGGCUAAGGAACGCAUACUACAGGGAUGGACGUACGGUUUGAAUGAGGAUGGUGAGAACCGUCGCAGUCCUCAUUUGGUGCCAUAUAGUAAGGUAGAUGAGGCUAUCAAAAAGGCAAAUCGAGAUACAGCUUCGGAGACUGUUCGCACUCUGCUGAUAUAUGGAUACAACUUGGAUCCGCCAACUGGAGAGGCUAACGAAGCCUUGGCUGCCGAAGCACUGCGUCAGAAAUUUGCAGCCUUUAGAACCUAUCGUGCAGAGAAGACCUAUGCUGUCACAGGCGGCAAGUGGUAUUUUGAGUUCGAGGUGUUGACUGCUGGUCCAAUGAGAGUUGGUUGGGCUCGUGCGGAUUGUCUUCCCGGUACUAUGCUAGGAAGUGACGAUUGUUCAUGGGCGUUUGACGGCUAUAAUGCCCGUAAGCUACACAUGCUUACGGUUGAUGAUUUCGGUAGACAUUACCAGGUCGGAGAUGUAGUCGGUUGCUUCAUUAACGUCCACGAGCGGACAAUAAGUUUUUCACUGAAUGGCGAAUUGCUUAUGGAUGCACUCGGUGGCGAAACCACUUUUGCGGAUGUUAACGCCCCUGAAGGUGUUGGAUUCGUUCCGGCCUGCACAAUCGGAAUUGGCCAGAAAGCCCGUUUGGUAUAUGGCCAAGACGUGGAUUCUCUCAAAUGGUUUACCACAUGUGGUCUACAGGAAGGCUACGAGCCCUUUUGUGUUAAUAUGAAACGCGCAGUCACGCACUGGUACACCAAAGAUCAACCCAUCUUUGAAAACAACGAGGACACUCCAGAUUGCAAAAUCGACGUUACUCGUAUUCCUGGGGGUGCAGACACACCGCCAUGCUUGAAAAUUUCUCAUAACACCUUCGAAACGAUGGAAAAGGCGAAUUGGGAGUUCUUGCGAUUAUCAUUGCCCGUUACAUGUGAUACUACAUUCAUCAAUGAAUCAGAAAAAAUGCGCCGAUGGGAAGAAAUCCGUGUUCGUCAACAUCGGCUUCUUGCAGAGGCUGAUCAUCAGACUUCAGCACACUUUGAUCAUAUUAUGAAGAGUGGCUUCACAAUGAAUGAUCUCAAGGGGCUACAGCGGAACUAUUCGGAUGAUGCAGUAGAAAACGAUGAUGCCAUACGGAGCGGACCACAGCGUCCAUCACGAGCAACGAGACGCCCAGACACACUUAGCCCACCGGGAAUUGAGAUCAAUGGUGAAAUGCACAUGUCUGAUGGCGAAAAUGCCUACUCAGACAAUGAACUAGAUGGCGAUGAUAGGAAAAAACGAGGGCGAAGUCCUUUCCGUUUGUUUGGUAAGAAACGGGAUCAAAGCAAGGAUAAGCUGAAGGACCGCCGUACUCCUGAACCGGAGCCUCGUCGAGGAGCGAUGCAACAACGAACCGUAGCUCGUAGCCCCACUACAAGAGCGUCAACACACGAUGUUCGUGGACAGGCAUCGAAUAUGAAUGCUGACCGCAAAUCUUUAGGAAGCCCACAAGUAGAAUCAUACGGUAACGAAAUCUAUGAUGCCGAUUGCCUCAAGCUGAUAAAUGAGUACUUCUACGGAGUCCGUAUCUAUCCUGGACAAGAUCCGACACAUGUUUAUGUCGGAUGGGUGACUACCCAAUACCAUGUCCAUAGCAAAGAUUUCAGUCAGGACAAAGUAUGCCAUGCAGCGAUCUACGUUGAAGAUGAACAGGAAAAACCAAUAGAAAUUGUCAACCGCCAGUCAUGUUACAUGGUCCGUGCCGAUGAACUGUUCAACGAAGUCACCCAAGAUGCCUCAGGAAAAGGUGCUUCACAGGGAAUGUUUGUGGGUUGCUUCGUCGACACAGCCACUGGAACGAUACGAUUCACAUGUGAGGGCAAGGAAACGUCGCAUGUUUUUCUGAUGGAACCAGAGACCAAGCUGUUUCCGGCUAUCUUCGUUGAAGCUACCAGCAAGGAAAUCUUACAAAUCGAGUUGGGUCGUACUCCAACUACUUUGCCUCUGUCCGCUGCUGUACUACCAACCAGUGACAAACAUAUCAAUCCACAGUUCCCACCUAGAUUAAAGAUCCAAUGUUUAAAACCUCACCAGUGGGCUCGUGUUCCAAACACUGCAUUACAAGUGCACGCACUAAAGCUGUCCGACAUUCGGGGCUGGUCUAUGCUUUGUGAAGAUCCAGUAUCCAUGCUUGCUUUGCAUAUUCCCGAAGAAGAUCGUUGCAUAGACAUUCUGGAGCUGAUCGAGAUGGAUCGUCUACUGUCGUUCCACGCUCAUACACUCACACUCUAUUCGGCACUCUGCUAUCAAUCCAACUACCGAGCAGCCCAUGCCCUCUGCUUACAUGUGGAUCAAAAGCAGUUACUAUACGCUAUCCAGUCCGAAUACAUGAGUGGACCACUACGUUUAGGGUUCUACGACUUGUUGAUCUCUCUCCAUCUUGAAUCCCAUGCUACCACAAUGGAAGUUUGUAAGAACGAAUACAUUAUCCCUUUGGGUCCAGAACUGAAGGAUUUAUACACAGAUCCUGAAAUGUGUCACUCAUUGAGGUCACUUCAAACUCUUUCCGUAAGACCCGAAAUGAACAUGACCGAAAUUGCAUCACCCAUACCCCCACAAUCAAAUACGCAGGCAAUAGUAGCACCAGAUUCUUCCAGUGAACCAAUACCAGCCAUUGAUACGCUUUAUUCGCCAAGAUUCCCACUUGAAGUGGUACGACAGUUUGUUAUGGCCACAUUACAGGAGGCCGUAGAGAUUAAUCAAGUGCAUAAUCGCGAUCCUAUUGGAGGUUCAAACGAGAAUUUGUUCUUACCACUGAUCAAACUGAUUGACAGAUUGCUGCUGGUCGGAGUAAUCACCAACGACGAUGUCGGUAAGUUAUUGAUUAUGAUCGACCCCGAAACCUGGGAUCCGAACUUCGAUAAAGAAGGUAAAGAUGAACACCGCAAAGGAUUAUUAACUAUGAAGAUGGCUGAGGGUGCGAAACUGCAAAUGUGUUACCUGCUGCACCAUUUGUACGAUGUUCAGCUAAGACACAGAGUGGAAAGCAUCAUUGCGUUUGCCCAUGAUUACGUGUGCGACCUACAACAAGAUCAAUUACGCAGAUAUAUUGAGAUCAAACACUCGGAUUUACCGAGUGCGGUAGCCGCCAAAAAAACUCGAGAGUUCCGAUGUCCACCACGGGAACAAAUGAAUGCCAUUUUGUGUUUCAAAAACUUGGAAGGCGAGGAUCUGGAGAACUGUUCUUGUGGACCAGAGCUUCGCGAUAAAUUAGCAGUGUUUCAUGACGGUCUAAUGACAAAAGUUUCUCUUAAUGCUCUCCAGGAACCGGAAGAAGAGGUUGUCGAUGUUACAGAGAACAUUAAACCGGGAGUAUUCAAAAAAAUGUCCAACUUUUUCAACGCUGUCAAGGAGCUGGAAAAGGAUCCGAUAGAACCAGAGGAAGUCGAAAAGAAGACUCCGGAAGAAGUUUUCAGGAAAGUAUUAAUUAAACAAAUUGUUUCAUGGGCCGAAGAGUCUCAAAUUGAAAAUCCGAAAUUGGUUCGGGAAAUGUUCGGACUUUUGGUGAGACAGUAUGACACGAUCGGUGAACUCAUAAAGGCAUUGAGCAAAACCUACGUUAUCAAUUCAAAAACAACGGGAGAUGUUGCCAAUAUGUGGAUCGGCUUGAGCCAAAUUCGUGCUCUGUUGCCAGUGCAGAUGAGCCAAGAAGAAGAGGAAUUGAUGCGUAAGCGUUUGUGGAAGUUGGUAAACAAUCAUACAUUCUUCCAGCAUCCGGAUUUGAUUCGUAUAUUGCGAGUCCAUGAAAACGUGAUGGCCGUCAUGAUGAACACUCUAGGUCGUCGAGCGCAAGCACAAAGCGAUGCACCAAUGCAGUCUCCUGAAGGUGAAGAGGCUAUACCAAAGGAGAAAGACACGUCCCAUCAAAUGGUUGUGGCAUGUUGCCGCUUUCUUUGCUAUUUUUGCCGCACCGGUCGACAAAAUCAACGUGCAAUGUUUGAUCACUUUGACUUUUUGCUGGAAAACUCGAAUAUUUUACUGUCCAGGCCAAGCCUCCGUGGAUCAACUCCUCUGGAUGUAGCAUAUUCCAGUUUGAUGGAAAAUACCGAACUGGCACUAGCUCUUCGUGAACAUUAUUUGGAGAAAAUUGCGGUCUAUCUCUCUCGAUGUGGACUGCAGAGCAAUUCGGAAUUGAUCGAACGAGGAUAUCCUGAUCUUGGUUGGGAUCCAGUGGAAGGUGAACGAUACCUUGAUUUCCUGCGGUUUUGCGUAUGGGUUAACGGCGAAAGUGUUGAAGAGAAUGCCAAUUUAGUCAUUCGUUUGCUAAUUCGUCGCCCAGAGUGUUUAGGACCUGCGUUGCGUGGCGAAGGAGAGGGAUUACUGAAAGCCAUAAUCGAUGCCAAUAAGAUGUCUGAAAGAAUCGCCGAGCGAAGUAAGAUGGGAGAAGAUGCAGAAGGAAUAAUAAGUGGGUUAAACUUCUCUCAUCCUUUACCGGAAGGAGAUGAUGAUGAGGAUUACAUUGAUACCGGUGCCGCCAUUUUAAGUUUCUAUUGUACUCUAGUAGAUCUACUGGGCCGUUGCGCACCAGAUGCAGCUGUUAUUGAGCAAGGUAAAAAUGAGUCUCUUCGAGCUCGGGCUAUUUUGCGAUCUUUGGUACCACUGGAAGAUCUCCAGGGUGUUCUGAGUCUUAAAUUUACUCUGACAAAUCCUGCAACAGGAGAAGAACGUCCGAAAUCCGACAUGCCAUCUGGGCUGGUUCCAGGUCACAAACAAAGUGUUGUUCUGUUCUUGGAGAGAGUGUAUGGAAUUGAAACACAGGAGCUAUUCUUCCGUUUACUAGAAGAUUCCUUUUUGCCUGAUUUGCGGGCAGCAACUAUUUUAGAUCGUAGUGAUGGUUCAGAGAGUGAUAUGGCGCUAUCAAUGAAUCGCUAUAUCGGCAACUCUAUUCUUCCACUUCUUAUCAAGCAUUCAAAGUUCUAUAAUGAAGCAGAAAACUACGCGAGCUUGCUCGAUGCCACCUUGCACACUGUCUAUCGGAUGUCCAAAAACCGCAUGCUGACCAAAGGGCAGCGUGAAGCUGUUUCGGACUUUUUAGUAGCAUUGACUUCGGCUAUGCACCCAGCCAUGUUACUGAAGUUGUUGAGAAAACUUACCGUAGAUGUGUCCAAACUAUCCGAAUACACAACAGUUGCUUUGAGACUACUAACAUUGCACUACGAUCGAUGUGCUAAAUAUUACGGAACUACUGGGAGUGGUCAAGCUUCCCAGUUUGGCGCCUCUUCCGAUGAAGAGAAGCGUCUUACAAUGUUACUUUUCUCCAACAUAUUUGAUUCUCUAAGCAACAUGGAUUACGAUCCUGAACUAUUCGGUAAAGCCUUACCGUGCUUAAUCGCCAUCGGUUGCGCCCUCCCACCGGACUACAGUUUAUCGAAGAACUCAGACGAUGACCUGUACGGCAAACCGACAAAUAGCCCCGAUCAACCGCAUUACAACCCACAGCCCAUCGAUACCACUGUGGUUCAAUUGACCAACGACCUCAAUCAAAUAAUCCAAAAGUUUAGCGAACACUACCAUGAUGCUUGGGCUAGUAGGAAGCUCGAGAAUGGUUGGACUUAUGGUGACCAAUGGUCCGAUACAAACAAAACUCAUCCACGACUCAAGCCGUACACUACUCUGAGCGAAUAUGAAAAGGAACGGUACAAAGAUCCCGUGCGAGAAAGUUUAAAAGCCCUAAUAGCACUCAACUGGCGUGUCGAGCACUCUGAAGGAGAUGUUCCACUAUCCAACCGUGGUUCAAUGCGUAGACAGUCGAAGCCGAAUCUGGAAUUGCAGCCAGACACAGGAUCUCCGUUCAACUACAAUCCCCAUCCAGUUGAUAUGACCAAUCUUACGUUGAGCAGAGAGAUGCAGAAUAUGGCCGAGCGCUUGGCAGAGAACUCCCACGACAUCUGGGCGAAGAAGAAAUUUGAAGAACUGCACCAAUGCGGUGGUGGAGUUCACCCACAGCUAGUUCCAUACGAUUUGUUGACCGAUAAGGAGAAACACAAGAAUCGCGAGCGAUCCCAGGAAUUCUUGAAAUACCUACAAUAUCAGGGAUUGAAACUACACAAGCCAUCUCGCGGAAUGACGGAAGAACCAGGAGUAACGGCUGCCGCCAUAGAAGCUCGAUUUGCCUACUCGCUUCUGGAAAAGUUGAUUUCGUACAUCGAUCGUGCUACGAUCAACAUGAAGCUGCUGAAACCGUCAACAACGUUCAGUCGCCGAUCGUCGUUCAAAACAUGCUCACGGGACAUCAAAUUCUUCUCCAAAGUGGUUCUACCACUGAUUGAAAAAUACUAUUCUACCAACAGAAACUACUUCAUCGCGAUCGCUACCGCAACCAAUAAUAUUGGAGCGGCUUCAUUAAAAGAGAAGGAAAUGGUAGCUGCACUGUUCUGCAAGCUGGCCAGUCUACUACGUUACCGGAUGGCCGCAUUCGGAGCAGAUGUCCGAAUCACCGUCCGCUGUUUGCAGGUGCUAGUGAAGAGUAUCGACGCCAAGUCACUAGUGCGAACCUGUCCGGAAUUUAUUCGUACUUCCAUGUUAACGUUCUUCAACAACACGUCCGACGAUUUAAGCCAAACCAUUUUUAAUCUACAGGAAGGAAAAUACGAUCGGCUACGUGGUACACAUUUGAAGACAUCCACUUCACUAGCAUACGUGAAUCAAGUUAUCAUGCCAGUUUUAACAGCGCUGUUCGAUCAUCUAGCUUCGUGUGAUUAUGGUAGUGAUUUACUACUUGAUGAAAUCCAAGUUGCGUCCUACAAGAUUCUCUCCUCUCUAUACAUCCUCGGAACUGAUGCCACCUUGACCAAGGAUCGCAAAUAUCUCAAAACAGAAAUCGAACGACACAAACCGGCACUAGGCUCUUGUCUGGGAGCAUUCAGUUCUUGCUUCCCGGUGGCGUUCCUGGAGCCUCACUGCAAUAAGCACAAUCAGUUCUCCCUGCUGAACCGCAUUGCCGACACAUCGCUGGAAGCCCAGGAUAUUAUGACCAAAAUGGAAAGUUCAAUGCCAACACUAGAAACGAUUCUGGCCGAAGUAGAUCAUUUCGUGGAAUCGGAAAAAACCUAUCAAGAAUCCCAACAUAUCAUCGAUGUUAUCCUACCGCUGCUCUGUUCGUAUCUACCAUUCUGGUGGAGCCAAGGGCCGGAUAAUGUUAGUCCUCAGUCCGGAAACCAUGUAACCAUGGUCACAGCUGAUCACAUGAAUCAACUACUGAAAAACGUUUUGAAAAUGAUUAAGAAGAACAUCGCAAAUGAAAAUGCUCCAUGGAUGACUCGUAUCGCAAGUUACACGCAGCAGAUUAUCAUCAAUAGCUCUGAAGAGCUGCUGAAGGAGGUAUUCUUGCCCCUUACUGAACGAGCCAAGAAGCGUGUGGACAGCAUGUUCCACAAGGAAGAAAGCUUGCGAGGUUUCCUAAAAUCAUCCACCGAUGAUACCUCCCAGAUCGAAGCUCAAAUUCAGGAAGAUUGGCAGCUAUUGGUUCGUGAUAUUUACUCAUUCUACCCAUUACUGAUUAAGUACGUAGACCUCCAACGCAAUCACUGGUUGAAGGACAAUAUUGCCGAAGCAGAAGAGCUGUACAACUACGUUGCAGAAAUCUUUAAUGUGUGGUCUAAGAGCCAGUAUUUCCUGAAAGAAGAACAGAACUUUAUUUCAGCCAACGAAAUCGAUAACAUGACCCUAAUCAUGCCAACAACCACUCGUCGUACAGCUACAGUUUCGGGCGAAACACCAGCAGCUGGCGGAAAAGUUAAAAAGAAGAAACGUUCUCGCGAUAAGAAGCGCGAUAAAGACAAGGAAAUUCAGUCCAGUUUGAUGGUAGCUUGCCUUAAACGGCUGCUUCCAGUAGGAUUGAACUUGUUCGCUGGUAAAGAACAAGAACUAGUGCAGCACUGCAAGGAUCGUUAUCUUAAGAAAAUGCCCGAGUAUGAAGUCGUUGAGUUUGCGCGCACUCAGUUAACACUACCAGACAAACUAGAUCCAGCGGAUGAAAUGUCCUGGCAGCAUUAUUUAUAUUCUAAGCUCGGUAAGAAGGAGGACGUUGUUGUUCAGGACACAAUUGAGAAAGCCGACAAGAAGCCUGGAAACAAAAUUGAAGAUACCGUUGAACGAAUCGUUGCCAUGGCUAAAGUUCUUUAUGGAUUGCAUAUGAUUGACCACCCACAACAGCAAAGUAAAAAUGUCUAUAGAAGUUGUGUCUCGAUACAGAGAAAGCGAGCGGUUAUUGCUUGUUUUAGACAUGUCUCCUUACAUUCACUGCCAAGACAUCGGGCUUGUAAUAUAUUCGGUAGAACCUAUUCGGAACUGUGGCUAGAAGAUGAAAAUGUUGGCCAAGAAGUUAUGAUUGAGGAUCUUACUCAAACAUUUGAGGAUGCCGAAAAGAAGAAGGAGGAGGAAGAAGAAGAAGGCAAACCAGAUCCACUUACUCAACUUGUAACAACUUUCUGUCGUGGUGCGAUGACCGAACGGAGUGGUGCUCUGCAGGAGGAUCUACUCUACAUGUCCUACGCUAGCAUAAUCGCGCGUUCUUGUGGUGAAGAGGAGGAGGAAGGCGGAGAAGAAGAAGAAGGUGAAGGUGGGGGUGGUGGAGAAGAGGAAGGAGGAGCCAGCAUUCAUAAAAUGGAGAGGCUCAUGGAACAAGAAAUGGAGAAGCAGAAACUGCUUUUCCACCAAGCACGUCUGGCAAACCGUGGAGUGGCGGAAAUGGUUCUACUACACAUCUCCGCUGCCAAAGGUAUCCCAUCGGACAUGGUCAUGGGAACACUGCAGCUUGGGAUAGCCAUUCUGCGAGGCGGUAACAUCGACAUCCAGUUGGGUAUGCUAAACCAUCUCAAGGAGAAGAAAGAUGUUGGCUUCUUCACUUCCAUCGCUGGUCUAAUGAACUCCUGUAGUGUGCUAGAUUUGGACGCCUUCGAGCGAAACACAAAAGCAGAAGGUUUGGGAGUUGGUGCCGAAGGAGCAGCCGGUGAAAAGAAUAUGCAUGAUGCAGAGUUCACAUGUGCUCUGUUCCGGUUCAUCCAACUGACCUGCGAAGGUCACAACUUAGACUGGCAAAACUAUUUACGAACACAGGCCGGCAACACAACAACUGUGAAUGUUGUUAUCUGUACGGUUGAUUAUCUCCUUCGACUGCAGGAAUCUAUCAUGGAUUUCUACUGGCAUUACUCGAGCAAGGAAUUGAUCGACCCGGCUGGAAAAGCUAAUUUCUUUAAAGCUAUCGGUGUCGCUAGUCAGGUGUUUAACACUCUCACUGAGGUAAUCCAAGGGCCGUGUACUCAAAAUCAGCAAGCGUUAGCUCAUUCUCGUCUAUGGGAUGCAGUCGGAGGUUUCCUAUUUUUGUUUUCUCAUAUGCAGGACAAACUUUCCAAGCACUCAAGCCAAGUAGAUCUUCUGAAAGAACUGCUUAAUCUUCAAAAGGAUAUGAUUACUAUGAUGCUCUCUAUGCUUGAAGGUAACGUAGUCAACGGUACUAUCGGUAAACAAAUGGUGGACACUCUAGUAGAGUCUGCAUCAAACGUAGAGCUUAUUCUCAAAUAUUUCGACAUGUUUUUGAAACUAAAAGAUCUUACUUCAUCAGCGAGCUUUAUGGAGAUCGAUGGCAACGGAGAUGGAUGGAUCCUGCCCAAAGACUUUCGCGAAAAGAUGGAACAACAGAAAAGCUACACGCCGGAAGAAAUCGAUUUCCUUCUGGCUUGCUGUGAGACAAAUCACGACGGAAAAAUCGACUACAUCGGCUUCGUUGAUCGUUUCCACGAACCAGCCAAAGAAAUUGGUUUUAAUUUGGCGGUGUUGUUGACCAACCUUUCCGAACACAUGCCCAAUGAACCCCGUCUAGCGCGUUUCUUAGAGACUGCUGGUUCCGUGUUGAACUAUUUCGAAUCGUUCCUAGGCCGUAUCGAGAUCAUGGGUUCAUCCAAACGUAUCGAACGAGUUUACUUCGAAAUUAAGGAAGCUAAUAUAGAACAAUGGGAAAAACCGCAGAUUAAGGAAUCAAAACGUGCGUUUUUCUACUCGAUCGUCACAGAAGGUGGUGACAAGGAGAAACUUGAAGCCUUCGUUAACUUCUGUGAGGAUGCUAUAUUUGAAAUGACUCACGCCUCCGGUCUGAUGGCGAGUGACGACGAUUCAGGAAACGUACGCCGUGAAGCUGCUUUCACGUAUAUCAGUGAAGAAGAGGAAGAACGAGCAGCUAGGGAUCCGAUCAAACGAACAAUUCAAGCCGUUAAGGAUGGUCUGUCCUACUCGGUGUUCAUGAUCUCACCAUCAAAUAUCAAACAUCAAAUCACCGUGCUGCAAUCGAAAUCAUUCCCAGAAAUUAUCAUCGGUUUUUUCAAGAUGAUAUUCUACGCGUUCUACUAUUCGGGCUAUGGAGUAUCCAUAAUUAUCAAGUAUUUGGUAAACAUUCUCAUGUCUUUGAUGCGUGGAUCUAUACAAGAAGAGGAAGAGGUGAUCCCUGAAGCUGAACCACCAUUAGCGUUACCACCGCUACCAAUGGAGGAACCACCAGGUACAGUCCAGGCCUUUGGAUUGGAUAUUAGCAAAGAAGAAAAUGGACAAUAUCGUGUCCAACCACAUGAAUCUCCUGCAUUGAGUCCAUCGUCAUCGGCAGAAGAAACUGGUGAAAGUAGUCCAGAAGAGGGUGGUGGUGAGCAACCAACCGAGAUCGCUAGCACUGAAUCUCCCAUGACUUUAGUUGAUCUGCUUGGAGGAGAAGCGGCAAAGCGAGCUGCUCAGGAACGAUCAGAAGCUCAGAAAGCUCAGGAAGCUACGUUGGCUACCAUAGAAGCAGAAUCAAAGAAAGCUUCAACUGAUACAAAAGAACCAGCUGCCGUGAAUCAAAUAGAUUUCUCGAAAUAUACCAAAAAAGCAGUCAGUUAUUUGGCAAGAAACUUCUACAAUUUGAAAUACGUUGCCUUGGUCUUGGCUUUUGGCAUCAACUUUAUGCUGUUAUUCUACAAGGUGACAACGUUUGGCAACGAUGAACCUGCUGAAGGAUCCGGGGAAGAUUUAAUGGAACUUGCAUCAGGGCUUGGUUCUGGACUAGCGGAUGCUGCUAUAGAGAUCGGAAGUGGUGAAGGUGGUAGCGGAGAUGGUGGGGAAGAUGCUGAAGAUCCUUUGGAGAAGGUGGAAGUAGAUGAAGACUUCUUCUAUAUGGAACACGUGAUGCGGAUUGCUGCUUGUCUGCAUAGCUUAGUAUCACUUUGCAUGCUGAUUGCUUACUACCAUUUGAAGGUUCCCUUAGCGAUAUUCAAACGAGAAAAGGAAAUUGCUCGACGAUUGGAGUUCGAUGGUCUUUUUAUUGCUGAACAACCGGAAGACGACGACUUCAAAUCGCACUGGGAUAAGUUAGUUAUAUCUGCAAAAACAUUCCCCGUCAAUUAUUGGGACAAAUUUGUAAAAAAAAAGGUUCGACAGAAGUAUAGUGAAACCUAUGAUUUCGAUUCGAUAUCGAACUUACUUGGAAUGGAGAAGAACGCUUUCGCUGCGCAAGAAGAGAAAGAGGGAGGAGGAUUUUUCCAUUUCAUUGCCAAUAUUGACUGGAGAUACCAAAUUUGGAAAGCUGGGGUGACCUUUACCGACAAUGCUUUCCUGUACUCGUUGUGGUAUUUCUCUUUUUCGGUAAUGGGCAACUUCAACAAUUUCUUCUUCGCAGCUCAUUUACUCGACGUCGCAGUCGGCUUCAAGACAUUGCGUACGAUCUUACAAUCCGUAACACACAAUGGAAAGCAGCUUGUUUUGACAGUAAUGUUGCUGACAAUUAUCGUAUACAUAUAUACCGUAAUCGCAUUCAAUUUCUUCCGUAAGUUCUACAUACAGGAGGAUGAUGAUGGUGAAGAAGGGGAUCGCAAAUGUCACGAUAUGGGAACCUGUUUUGUCUUUCACCUGUAUAAGGGUGUUCGAGCUGGUGGUGGUAUUGGUGAUGAAAUUGGUGAUCCAGACGGCGAUGAAUAUGAAGUUUAUCGUAUUCUGUUCGACAUAUCCUUCUUCUUUUUCGUUAUCGUUAUCCUACUUGCCAUCAUCCAAGGUUUGAUCAUUGACGCUUUUGGUGAGCUUCGUGAUCAGCUGGAGUCGGUCAAGGAGGACAUGGAAUCCAACUGCUUCAUAUGUGGUAUAGGCAAAGACUACUUCGAUAAGGUACCCCACGGAUUUGAUACACAUGUUGCUCAGGAACACAAUCUGGCAAACUACAUGUUCUUCCUAAUGCAUUUAAUCAACAAACCGGACACUGAAUACACCGGUCAAGAAACGUACGUGUGGAAUAUGUACCAGCAGAGGUGUUGGGACUUUUUCCCAGUUGGUGAUUGCUUCAGGAAACAAUAUGAAGAUGAACUAAGUGGAGGCGGCAGUUAAUAAAGUCUAAGGACAGCGAAUGCCAAACAUUGAUAAUAGAGCAAACGAACAAAAACCAAACCAAACGAUCAUCAAAUAUAGGAGAUAUUUUAAAGACAUAUUUUUCUGAAUCCGUUUAAUACUUGAAAAGCAUAUUCCAAAAAUUCUAUUAUUUGAAACUAAAAACCAUUAUAAACAUACGAUCACACGGUUGUAAAGUUCUGUAAAGAUGUACAAUCACCAAGAAAAACACGAGCCAAACCGGAUGAUUGUAAUGAUAAGAAUGUUCCUCAAUCAUUCUCGAUACUCGAAUCUUGGCUAUACGUUAUUGAGUGAGAUAUUCGAAACGACACACUUUGCUAUAUGCCGGACAUACUUUUACGAAUGAAGACGAUCUUUUCCCAAGAAGAAGGAUUCAACUCAAGCGAACGUUUUUAUUUUUUUCGUCAGUAAUAAGAAUCCAAUUGUCUUUUCUUAUUAGAGUUUUUAUACUUAACGCUGUCAUUGAUCAAAUGAGGAGUAAAGUUUAGGUCAAAGAAGGUUAAACAGUUAUCAGUUGUUCAAAUAAUUUUUACCUAAAUAAAAAAAAUUAAACCUAAAAAAUA